Molecule: messenger RNA, 954 nt
Organism: Chinchilla lanigera (long-tailed chinchilla)
Lineage: Eukaryota; Metazoa; Chordata; Mammalia; Rodentia; Chinchillidae
Product: olfactory receptor 4Q2
Exons: 1
Coding region: 1-954 (317 amino acids)
Biological process (GO): G protein-coupled receptor signaling pathway
Cellular component (GO): membrane
Molecular function (GO): G protein-coupled receptor activity; olfactory receptor activity
Source: RefSeq, a predicted model, not a curated record
AUGGAUGAAAAUCAGACAGAAGGUGUGAAAGAAUUUUUCCUGGCAGGUUUCUCACACACAUCAUCUAUUGAAGCAGGAUUAUUUGUAUUAUGUCUUUUCCUCUAUGUGUCCACUUGGGUAGGCAAUGUCCUCAUCAUGGUAACAGUGGCUUCUGAUAGGUACCUAAAUUCAUCACCUAUGUAUUUCCUUCUUGGCAACCUGUCAUUCCUGGACCUAUGCUACUCAAAUAUAACUACCCCCAAGCUUCUGGUUGAUUUCCUUCAUGAUGAAAAGAUCAUUCCUUAUGACCAAUGCAUUGUGCAGCUCUUCUUUCUGCAUUUUGUGGGGGCUGCUGAAAUGUUCCUGCUCACAGUGAUGGCCUAUGAUCGGUAUGUUGCAAUCUGUCGUCCACUGUACUACACCACUGUCAUGAGCCGGGAACUAUGCUGUCUGUUUGUAGUUGCUUCAUGGGUGGGAGGAUUUGUGCACUCCAUUGUCCAGACUAUUCUUACUAUCCAUCUGCCCUUUUGUGGACCAAACCAGGUGGACAAUUUCUUUUGUGAUGUUCCCCUUAUCAUCAAACUUGCCUGCGCAGACACCUUUGUCAUUGAAUUGCUAAUGGUGUCUAACAGUGGGUUGAUAUCUACCAGCUCCUUUGUGGUGCUGCUUGCUUCCUACACUACUAUCUUAGUUAAGAUUCACUCCAAGGAGGGAAGGAGAAAAGCACUUUCCACUUGUGCUUCUCACCUCAUGGUGGUGACACUCUUUUUUGGACCCUGCAUUUUCAUCUAUGCUCGUCCCUUCUCCACUUUCUCUGCAGACAAGCUGGUGUCUGUACUCUACAAUGUCAUCACCCCCAUGCUAAACCCCCUGAUCUACACACUUCGGAACAGAGAGGUCAAGUCAGCCAUGCGGAAGCUGUGGGACAGACGUGGGCUUGGGAAGAAACAGGAUAUGAGGCAGGGAAGUUUCUGA